This is a messenger RNA of Spirometra erinaceieuropaei, 879 nucleotides long. The record is from the annotation of a GenBank genome assembly. NCBI's taxonomy places the organism in Eukaryota, Metazoa, Platyhelminthes, Cestoda, Diphyllobothriidea, Diphyllobothriidae.
AUGGCCCAGCAGACCGCACAAUCCCGGGAACCUGAACAAAUGUUAGUAUACAACCUCUCGUCGAAAAAUCUUACUGUGGCCCAAACAAAAGUUCUACAACGUGGAUCUGGUUUUAACACAACUGACGCCGAGCCGGUCACAUUCACUGCUUCUUUCGAAUCUGUGCUACGUCAAACCGGCGCCACAGACGAGGCAAAAGACCUCCUCCGACAUCGAGUCUCUUCACUUCUCAUGUCACACCGAAAAACCCAUUCGCUGCUAAGAGAUGAACAAAAGGCCCUAAGGGAGUUGAAGGCGGACACCGAAAUAGUUAUUCUGCCUGCUGACAACGGCCGAUCAACUGUUAUUCUUGACAAGGUGGAUUACCGAAACAAAGCGCUCAUGCGCCUCAACGACCGGGAGUCCUACAUGGUCAGCGACGCCGCCAGUCUAAAGUCCCUACUGGUGAGGGUUAACAGGGUUCUGUCUCGACUAAAGGAAAAAGUCAUCACCGUCAAAGAAUGGUAUAUAGCAAAGCCCACAGAAACACUGAUGGCGAGAUUCUACGGUCUUCCAAAGGUACACAAGCCAGAUGUUCCCCUCCGACCAAUCGUCUCACUCCGAGGCACACCCACGUACGGGCUCGCAAAUUGGCUGUUUCAGAAGCUAAGAUUCCUAACCGCGGGCUCAGAAACAACAGUACACUCAGCAGAGCAAUUCCUCGACAAAAUAAGGGCGGUCACGAUCGAACCGAAUGAGAGGAUGGUGUCAUUUGACGUCGUCUCACUCUUCACGUCCAUACCACAGGCCCUUGCGGUCGAGACGCUCAGUGACCUGCUUCGUCAGAAUUACGACGAGGGCAAUGGCCAGCCCACAACUCAGGAUCUCAUGGGGCACUGA